Molecule: messenger RNA, 714 nt
Organism: Pediculus humanus corporis (human body louse)
Lineage: Eukaryota; Metazoa; Arthropoda; Insecta; Psocodea; Pediculidae
Exons: 6
Coding region: 1-714 (237 amino acids)
Cellular component (GO): nucleus
Source: RefSeq, a predicted model, not a curated record
AUGGACGAUGAACAUAAAAAAGAAAUGAACGACAGAGAUUUUAAUGAAUUUUACUCGGAAGUGAAAGAAAUCGAGAAACGAGAUUCCGUUUUGACUCCUAAACAACAGAUUGACCGGUUGCUAAGACCAGGAUCAACUUAUUUUAAUUUAAAUCCUUUCGAAGUUUUGCAAAUAGAACCUGAAACGUCAUCAGAGGAAGCCAAAAAAAAUAUAAACGAUGAUGCUGAAAGAGCUCAGGCUGCUUUUGAAAUUAUAAAUAAAGCGUGGAAAACGUUAGAAACUCAAGAAACUAGACAAAAAUGUUUAGACAUAAUAGAAGAAGCAAAAGUUCGCACUGAUAUGAUGAUAGCUGAUAAAAAAAAAAAAUUGAAAAAAGAAGGGAAAUGUACAAAAGUCGAAGAAGAUGAACCUAGUAAAUAUAAACAUGCUGUUUAUGUCAUGACAAUGAAAUUAUUUGCCGAUUUAGAAAGAAAAAAAAGAGAUAUAGAAGAAAGAGACAUGCAAGAGAGAAAAAGAAAAAGAGAAAAGGAAAUCGAAGAGGAAACAAAGGCGAGCAUGGAAAAAGAAUGGCAAAAAAAUUUUGAAGAAUCUAGAGAGGGCAGAGUGAACAGUUGGAAAGCAUUUCAAGCUGGUUCGAAAAAAUCAGACAAUAAAGUUAAAAAGUUCAAAGCGGGGGGUUUCAAACCGCCCAAACACAAGGCAGAGUCAAGAUAA